Molecule: messenger RNA, 1448 nt
Organism: Linepithema humile (Argentine ant)
Lineage: Eukaryota; Metazoa; Arthropoda; Insecta; Hymenoptera; Formicidae
Product: titin-like
Source: RefSeq, a predicted model, not a curated record
GAUAAUCGACGAUGACGAGUCGGAAUCCAGGCUUGUCCAGGCCCGGUCUCACGAAGACGCAACAACUGCGGCAGGCGAAAAGUGCCGCUUUGUUAAAGGAAUAUGAACAAAAGGAAAUAGGCAGACAGCAGCAGCAGCCGCCGCCGCAACGACCGGUGGAACCUAGCAGGAGGCGUAGGCAUGUCGAGCCGAAAAGGGUUGAUUUCAGCAAGCCGACUAUGACGAAGGCGAUGAUGGCGCGCGUUAAACACGCGGAGAAGUUCAAGCAGGAGUACGAACGCAAGCAAGAAGAGAUGAUGCCGGUGCGUAGAGUGCCAAGGAGAACACCUGCGCCAGUCAGCGGUGAUCCUAGAUUUGGUAGAGAAAGAAUACCGGCGAGACGCGCACCAACGCCGUCACUACCGGUUUCACCCCCCAGAAGACCCCCGCGUCCGCCGCCGAGUAGAAGAGCGCCGGAAGCACUUCCGCCUAUACCAGAAAAGACUAAAGAACUGGCGAAGUCCAUGAAUGCCCAGGUGAUCCAAGCCGAGCCGGUCGGUGAGGGCCCGAUCGACAGUAUCGUGAUACCGCCGAGAGCGGUGAACGAAAAUCGCACCACUAUCGUUAGCAUCCCUCAGCCACCUGCUGCCGCCGUUGAAGCGCCGGUGUCUCACGUUGCGAAUCGUUCCAUUCAAGUGAUUAGCGAGACUCUCGACGAGCAAGAUGCGGCAGAAGCUGCCGCAGUGCACGGUAAGUUGGAGGACUUGCAGCACGCUAGACGGGAUUUUGUGAUGGCCGUCGCGAAUGUCGGUGGUAACGCCGUGCAACUCGCAGACGAAGAAAAACCUAGAUAUCUCUACAAAAUCCCAGACAUCGAGAGUGAGAUGUUCCGCGUCGAGUACGGCAGGGAGCAUCCGAGCGUCGUGGCAGCUCGCGAAUUCGCGCAGAGAAGCAUGGCCGGCAUCAGGGGCAGAGAAAGGACACGCAGGGCUGAGCAGGAGUUCGAGAGGAUAGCCAGGGAGCCGUUGCCGGAGGACCUGCGCUUCGACGUGCCGUUCAAGGAGGAGUUCUUCCGCGAGGGCGAUAUAUCCUGGGAGGAAGAGGGAGAUCUAGCGCUCCCGUCCAGGAUAAAAACUUCCAUGCGCGAUAUACCGAGACGCGAACCCUACGAGUAUCCACCUUUCGAACCAGAAGAGCUCGAGAGAUUCUUCGACGUGGAGCAAUAUCCGCCCAGUCCGCCGCGCGGACCGCCGCCCGGCCGCGAGCAUCUGCAUCCGGAUCUCUGGGAGCUGGAGGAUCCCUGGGCCAUGUGCGGAGUCUGUCCGCAUUUGGACGAGUCCGAUCUCAUCGAUCUCGAUAGUCCUUGAUCCUUCGUCUGUCGUCUGCGAAUGGAUGAAUCCAGCGGAACCAUUUUCGCUUCUGAGAGAUUUAAUUGAGAUACUCUCGAUUGUUGUCGGGGCAAGGUGCGA